AUGCAAGUCCUGGGGGAGGGCUUCAGUGAAACGGAGAUCGCGCUUAUAAUGCGCGAGAGUAUCGCAGGCCUAAAGCAUCUGCACAAACUACGCAAAAUACACCGAGACAUCAAGGGAGGGAACAUCCUCAUCACAGAGACAGGCCAAGUCAAGAUCGCCGACUUCGGGGUGGCGAUUCCCCUACAAAACACUUUUGCCAAAGCCAAUACCUUCAUUGGCACGCCGUACUGGAUGGCGCCUGAGGUUAUCAAAGGCAAACAGUACGACCACACAGCCGAUAUCUGGUCUAUGGGUGUCACAGCCAUAGAGCUGGCGGAGACCCUACCCCCUCUGGCAUCACACCACCCCAUGCGGGUCUUGUUCUCUAUACCGAAUCGCGAACCGGCUCAACUCAAGGAACCAGGCUCGUGGUCCGAGAGCUUCGCCCAAUUCAUCGCGGCGUGCCUGCAGAAAGAACCAUUCAAGCGAUCAAGCACUGUGGAACUACUAAACCACGCUUUCAUCACCAGCAAAAACUUCUCACCCAACCCGCUCAUCGCUACGAUCACCCGAGUGAAGGAGCGCAAACUCAAAAAACAAACGGAGGAAGACAGUGGAGAGGCCUUUGACAUACUACAGAGCCUUGUGUUUGACGAUGACAACGCUAUUCCUGGCCUAGAUACGCUCUCGUGCGGCUCAGUGGAGAGUCUGGGCAACGUUAGCAGUAACAGCAGCAAUUUGGAUCUUAUAGAACGGGCCAUCUAUAGCGAGAGCCUUGCAGCCACCGCCACACAGUCACAGCCCAAUCCACGCUCGGUAUACAAACGCGCACAGUCGCAUGAACCACACACGCGUGUAGCCAAAGGCGAUGGACGGGGACCAUUUGCCAGGCAUAUACAGAGCGGUCGCAUAACCUCAGGGAAAUCAAUGGAUAGCGUAUCCACACCGUCAGGCAAUAUGGGACGACAUAGUGGAACUCGCUCGCAGAAAGGUAUGCGUACACGAACACACACCAACGAGAGCACCGGCAGCAGAGACAGCAGCAGCAGCAGUCGCCUUGGAAAUCUAAGAACAGCUUCAACUGAGUUUAUCAAGACCCAGGGGGGUAGAGGAUCUGGCCCGUCAUCUCCGAUCUCGUCUGUUUACAAGCGAUCGCCGUCUAGUAGCCAAGGCAAUCGAAUGGAUGGACUGACGCUGCGCAGCGAAGACAUUCUACUGAGUGCCCAGCGCUCGCAGAAGCUGAAUGGUGUCAACACAAACUUCCAAAGGAUCAGAAAAUUCGAACGUCUCCAGGAAAGUAAAGCAACAACAUUUGGAAUCGAUGGCGGGGUGGAGACCGUGAGGGAAUCGCCCCAUGACAGAAGCAAGUGGCUGAAUGAGUGCCUUUUCCGCAGCAAAGAGACCACCCUCACCAACAUCGCAACUAUCAAGUGCAACCCAGUGCAGUCCACCUCUGUGCGGCUGCAGAAUCGGAUGCCGGGUCGUGUUCCGAUGUCCGUACCAACACGCCGCAGGCACGCUCCCACUCCGCGCGUGGCGUCGAGUGGGUUUAUGGCGAACACUAUGACAAUGGCUCAAAGCGGCAGUCACCUUAUGUCCCAAUCCCGUACCAGCUUAGUAUAAACCAUGGUUGUAGUACUAUACAAACACCAGUCUCGACCCGAUCGUGUGGUCACCCAUCAUUCCUAGUUUGUUGUCCGUGCCCAGGCCGUGGCCCGGACGAGUGGCUGUCGCGAUCUAUUCAAAAGCCCUUCUACUGUCGUGCAGUAACACUUAGUACUAGGGGUCGUCUCAAAC
Messenger RNA from Sphaeroforma arctica JP610, 1776 nucleotides. Its product is annotated as STE/STE20 protein kinase. The coding region runs from base 1 to 1602 and encodes 533 amino acids. The transcript is spliced from 10 exons. Gene Ontology annotation, molecular function: ATP binding; protein serine/threonine kinase activity. Gene Ontology annotation, cellular component: cytoplasm. NCBI's taxonomy places the organism in Eukaryota, Ichthyosporea, Ichthyophonida. The record is from RefSeq and is a predicted model, not a curated record. Gene Ontology annotation, biological process: protein phosphorylation; regulation of MAPK cascade; intracellular signal transduction.